Saccostrea cuccullata (small rock oyster) is the source of this 1245-nucleotide messenger RNA. Its product is annotated as syntaxin-17-like. Lineage: Eukaryota; Metazoa; Mollusca; Bivalvia; Ostreida; Ostreidae. The record is from RefSeq and is a predicted model, not a curated record. Gene Ontology annotation, cellular component: endomembrane system; SNARE complex; autophagosome membrane. Gene Ontology annotation, molecular function: SNARE binding; SNAP receptor activity. Bases 34 to 972 code for a protein of 312 amino acids. Gene Ontology annotation, biological process: vesicle fusion; vesicle-mediated transport; intracellular protein transport. The transcript has 7 exons.
UAAAUUUUGUAUUGAAUCUUUCAAAGCCCAAGGAUGGCAUCAUUUGAAUCCAAAGCUGUGAAGCAAAGCAAUGCUCCUCAGGAAAUGCAGAAGUUUUCAUUAAGGAGAUUGGAAAUAUCCAUCAACAAGUUCAUCAAAGUGAUAACAAUAGACAUAGAGAGACUGCAGCAACACAGAUUAAAUGUCGAAAAAUUUAACAGACUUAAUGAUUGGAAUGCCCUUAAUCGAGAGAAUGUAAAUGCUACUAGGACAGUCCAACAGAUUAAGGCAAAUAUCAAAGAAAUAAAAAAGUUAAGAACACAGGUCAUGGAUGAAGAUAUUGAGGAGUUUGAUUGUAAAACAGAUCCAAUGGUGCAACAAGCUAUACACACACUGCAAGAAUUUGUGGAUUUAAGAACUGAAAUUUCUAAAAGUUCUGAAGCUGAUGACACAGAUGUGUUCUCCAGCAGACAUAGAACUGUGAGUGAGAACGAGCUUCUUAUCGCGGGUACGGAGCAGUUACACCAGAUCCCGGACUGUUCUCAGGCUGAGGAAUCCUGGGAAAAUUUACACGAGAACCUGGUGGAAUUAAAUACUUUAAUACAUGAUUUUUCAAGUGCAGUAAAGACACAACAAGAAUCUGUUGACAGAAUUGAAGACAAUAUUGAGAAAGCACAUCAGGAGGUCCAAAAGGGGGCGAUUCAACUGGGAAAGGCCUCCAAAUACAAAGCUGCCAUAUUCCCAGUGGCAGGUGCCCUUCUUGGUACAGUGGUGGCAGGGCCAGUAGGGUUGAUAGCGGGGGCCAAAAUAGGGGGCGUUAUGGGGGUGGGGAUCGGAGGGACAGCAGGAUUUUUAGGGGGUAGAUUCCUGAAAAAGAGACAAAACCAAGUGACAGAGGUAGAACUGAAAAAUAUGAGUGUGAAAAAAUCCUCUUCUUUACCGGACAUAGCAUCUGAGUCUGGGCAGAAAAAAGGCUGGUUACCUUGGACAUGACAUGCAAUUCUGUGUAGUAUAUUUAUCAAUUUACUUAACAGUCAUUUUAAAAGAGACAUUGGCAUAUAUCAGUAUUAUUAUAUGUAAAAUGUUAUUUACAUGUAUUGUGCAUUAAUCCUGCCAAUAAGUUUUGAAGGACGUUACAUUUUCAGCCAUGAUUUCCUCUGUUUGUAAGAUACAUGUAUCUGAAGAAAUGAAAUUGAUUGAAAUCUUUAAAAAAAGAAUGUGUUUUCAGUCAAGUCAGAUGUUAAACUUUCCCAAGAAAAAUCUGCU